Messenger RNA from Tribolium castaneum (red flour beetle), 6535 nucleotides. RefSeq names its product fatty acid synthase-like. The transcript has 12 exons. NCBI's taxonomy places the organism in Eukaryota, Metazoa, Arthropoda, Insecta, Coleoptera, Tenebrionidae. Gene Ontology annotation, biological process: fatty acid biosynthetic process. Gene Ontology annotation, molecular function: oxidoreductase activity; 3-oxoacyl-[acyl-carrier-protein] synthase activity; fatty acid synthase activity. The record is from RefSeq and is a predicted model, not a curated record. The coding region runs from base 44 to 6499 and encodes 2151 amino acids.
CCGUAUAUAAAUAGCAAUCGUAAACAUUUUCCCAUCAAUUACGAUGCAAGACCAAAGCGGUGAAAAUUUCGCAUACGGCCGAUGGCUCUCUACUCCAGCUCCCGGCGAUGAGGUCGUCAUUUCAGGACUUUCGGGACGUUUCCCGUCUAGUCACAACGUGGAAGAGUUCCGGAAAAACCUCUACAAUAAAAACGACAUGAUUUGCGACGUGGACGAGCGCUGGGUUUGCAAAAAUGACGAGAUCCCUAAACAAGGAGGAAUUAUCCCGGGGAUUGGGUACUUCGAUCCUGGAUCGUUUGGAAUCCCUUAUAGACAAACGAAACGAUGUGAUCCCGCCUUAGCCAACUUCCUGGAAGUUGCAAUUGAGGCGAUUCUAGACGCUGGGAUUAAUCCCAGAGAUUUGGAAGGGAGUAAAACUGGGGUUUUUGUUGGGUACAGUUGGUCCGAAACUGAGGCUUCCUUGGGCGAUCUGGAUAUAAAGAAUCGGAUGUUUUUGACCAGUACCAUGAGGAGUUUUAUACCAAACAGGUUGAGCUAUUUUUUGAAGUUAAAAGGGCCAAGCUAUGUGAUCGAUACAGCCUGUAGUAGUUCACUUAAUGCCUUGGAAAAUGGAUUCAAGGCUAUUAGGAGUGGAUUAUGUGAUAAUGCUCUAGUUGGGGGUUGUAACCUAAUUUUAAACCCAAAUAUGACGCUCCAAUUUGCCCGCUUUGGUGUUUUGAGUAAGUUUUGUCGUUGCAAAGUCUUUGAUGAGGAAGCUGGAGGUUACGUUCGAAGUGAGACAAUUGGUUGCAUUUUGCUUCAAAAAUCGAAAAAUGCCAAAAGGAUUUACUCCCAAGUACUUCAUGCCAAAGUCAACAGUGAUGGUUACAAAGAGGAAGGUUUACAUUUCCCCUCAAAUAUAAUGCAAUCCCAACUAAUCAAAGAAGUUUUGCUUGAAAGUGGCCUUAAUCCCUCACAACUUUCCUACUUGGAAUUGCACGGAACCGGUACCAAAGUAGGCGAUGUCCAAGAAGUGACAGCCAUUGAUAGGACACUAGUUUUAACCAAACCGUUACCAAUCGGUUCGGUUAAAUCAAAUUUAGGGCACGCAGAAUCAGGUUCUGGCAUGGCAUCGAUCAUUAAAGCCAUUCUGGCAAUGGAACUAGAUCAAAUCGCCCCAAACAUCAACUUCAAAAAAAUUAAACCAGACUUAAAACCAAUCAUUGAUAAAAAAUUCCACAUUGUAACUGAUGUUACACCACUUGGUGCCACCUCACAGUACGUAAUCGGAGUCAACAAUUUCGGUUUUGGAGGCAAUAAUUGUCACACAAUCCUUAAAAGUUUGACUGGGCACGAAACACUUCCUCAAAAUAAUUUACCAAGACUUGUGUGUGUAAGUGGUCGUACGGAGGAAGCAGUUCGAGUGCUUUUAAACGAUUUGGGAGCCAAAUACAACAGGGAAUUUUAUGCAUUGUUUGACGAAAUCUUUCACAAGUCGAUUACUAGUCAUUUGUACCGAGGGUUUGGUGUUUUUGAACAAGGUGGUACCGUAGAGGUGGCCAUUGGGCCGAUUGUGGACAAGUCAGCUCAGUUUUGUGUCAAUUUUGGAAAAUUUGAAACGACGUGCAAGGAAAUGACAGAGUAUUUUGGAAAUUUUCCGAUUUUCAAGAAAACCGUCUUAUCCUUUAACGAGGUAACCUCAGGACAUGGUACCCCAAUCCUAAACCAACUAUCUUUCGGAAUUGGUUUAAUCGAACUAAUCAAACAUUUGAACCUUGAACCAGUAGCCACAUGGGACAAUUCCGUAGGCAAACUCCUUUCAGGAUACUUGGAUGGUACUUUAAGCCUUAAGGACGUAGUUGAAGGUUCAACCAAUGGUAUUUCACCCGUUUUGAAAAACCCGAAACUUGAUCGCUACUUGAAACACUUAGAAAUGAACCAAAAUCGUCCAUUUAACCCCAAUUCGAUUAUUUUGGACGUUUCUGACAGUGGUUUAGGCCAAAACCCUGACAGAUUUUUAUCAAUUUUGGGCCAAUUGUACCUUAAAGGGUACGACCUUGAUUUACGCAAUUUGUACCAGAAAGUAGAGUUUCCGGUAAGUCGUGGUACUCCAAUGAUUUCGCCGUUGGUCAAGUGGUACCAUGAGCAAUGUUUCUACAAUACAGUUUAUAAAGAUGUGAGGCGAUCAGGAGCUGAUUUUAACUGGACUUUGGAUGAAACCACUGGUUAUCUGGGCGGUCAUGUGAUCGAUGGUCGCAAUUUGUUCCCAGCAACUGGCUAUUUGAACAUAGUUUGGGAAUAUUUAGCCAAACAGUUUUCAAUGAGUACUGAAUACCUUCCAGUGGUUUUCGAAAAUUGUAAAUUCGUUCGUGCCACAACAAUCAGCGAUUUUUUGUCGUUUUCGGUCACGAUUCAAAAAAACGGUGAUUUUGAAGUGAUGGCUAAUGAUAGUGUUGUGGUAACUGGACGUGCUACCAUACCUGAAACGAAUUUUUUCACCGAUUUGGCGCCUUUGAAAUUAUCUGAUGAUCCGAAAUUGGUUUUGGACAAAACUGAGAUUUAUAAGGAGUUGCAUUUACGCGGCUAUAAUUACACAGGGUUGUUCAAAGGUAUCGACAAGUGUAACGUUGAUGGUUCGGCUGCGUUGAUCAAGUGGGAAAACAACUGGGUCACUUUUAUGGAUAAAAUGCUUCAAAUGAAAAUACUUGAAAUGGAUUCGAGACUCUUGUAUGUUCCUGUGGGAAUCAGAAAAAUUGUUAUUGAUCCCAAGAAACAUUUAGAGGAGCAGGAAGCAGUCAUGAAAGUUUCGUCGUAUCACAAGUGCAAUGUUCUGAAAUGUGGAGGGAUCGAAAUAAGUGGGCUUCAAGCAAGUCCGAUCUCACGUCGUAAAGUGACACUUGAGCCGGUCCUGGAGACAAAUAUUUUUGUCCCGAAUGAUUUUACGACCGAUUUGAGUCAAUCAGUUCGAAUCAACACUCAAAUAAUCCUCGAAGAGUCGCUCGAUAUUAAUUUCAAAGCGUUGGAAAUCCAUGACGAGUUUUCGCCACCAGAUACUUUUAUAAUGCCUUUGGUGUUUAAUGCCCUUGAGGACGUACCUUUGGUACAACCCGACUUAACCAUUUCGACCAAAAGCCCAGUUCAGGAAAGCCCUGGUGUGAAAAUCACCUCAGAUGGGCUCACACCUAGCAAUUUUCUCUUAAUUGUUGGCUCAAAAUUGCUCCAACGUGCCUCUUUUCUCAACCAGAUUUUGGCCUCAUUGAGUCCGCAUGGGUUUGUUUUAAGUCGCGAGGAUUUGUCUUACGUUCCGGAAAAUAGCACGAAAAUCUCAAUCCUGACCCAACAUUGCAUCGGAAAUGAGAAAUUGAUACUUUUCCGGAAGUUUGAAUCAAACGAACGGCUUGUGGUUGAGUUGAGUUCAAGUCAAUGGAUGUCUCAACUGAAGCAAGCUUUAAAGACCAAAAAUGAGACACUUGUCGUGAGCCAAAAGAACCAAAUUGAGGGAAUUUUAGGAUUUGUUAAUUGUGUGAGGAGAGAACCUGACGGGAGGAAAAUUCGGUGUGUUUUUAUCAUGGAUCAAGCGCCUGCUUUUGAUCCCAAAAACACCUUCUACAGCCAACAAAUUAGUAAAAAUCUGGCCUUCAAUGUUUAUAAAAAUGGAAGUUGGGGGACGUACCGACAUUUACGUCUUGAAGAAAACUUGGACAGUUUUAAGGAACACUCAUUUAUCAGUGUUACGAAUCGAGGCGACCUUUCCAGCAUGAGGUGGUUCCAAGGCCCACUUUCGACACAAAAUAACGAAAAAAAUUUGAUUUAUACUCAUUAUUGUGCUAUCAAUUUCCGUGAUGUGAUGACUGCGUCCGGACGUAUUACUUUGGCAACAGAACGAAUCAAUCAAGAGACCAUUGAAGGAUUUGAGUUUAGUGGAAAAGAUUCAAAAGGUAACCGUUUUAUGGGCAUGAUCAAUAAUGGAGCUUUAUCAACUUUGAUUGAUUCUGAUCCGAAUUUGACUUGGAUGGUACCACCUGAAUGGUCUUUGGAAGAAGCAGCCACAGUACCAGUGGUUUACUCAACUGUGAUUUAUGGUCUUUUGAUGCGUUCGAGUUUGAGUGCUGGUACUUCAAUUCUGAUCCAUUCUGGCACUGGUGGUGUAGGUCUGGCGGCCAUUAAUGUGGCACUUGCCCACAAAUGCAUCGUUUUUGUGACUGUUGGUACCAAAGAAAAACGCGAUUUUCUCAAGAAAAACUUUCCGGAAAUUCCUGAGAGUCACAUUGGGAAUUCCAGAGAUGUUUCGUUCAAAGAAAUGAUUUUGAAAGAAACUCGAGGUCGUGGCGUUAAUGUCGUUUUAAAUUCCUUGUCUGAAGAGAAAUUGAAAACUUCGAUCCAGUGUUUGGCAAGAGGUGGCAAAUUUUUGGAAAUUGGCAAAUUCGAUUUAGUUAAUAACAACUCGCUUCAACUUUUAUUGUUGGAGAAGGAGGCGAGUUAUCAUGGAAUUAUGUUGGAUUCGUUGUUUAAAGAACCAGCAGAAGUGAAAUUAAAACUUUACAACAAGUUUUGUGAGGGUGUUAAAAAAGGUUACGUUAAACCUUUGCCAAGAACUGUUUUUGAAAGUGCGAAUGUUGAGGGUGCUUUCCGGUACAUGACCACAGGGAAACACAUAGGAAAGGUUUUAGUCAAGAUUAGGGAAGAUAAUCAGGAGAAAGCUUCAAUUCAGUGUCUGCCUAAAUUCUGGGCUGAUCCAAGCAAAUCCUACAUAAUCCUAGGUGGCUUGGGCGGUUUUGGCUUAGAAUUAGCCGAUUGGUUGGUCUUGAGAGGAGCUCGAAACCUCGUCUUAACUUCAAGAACUGGCGUCCAAACCGGUUAUCAAACGCAACGAAUCAAAAUCUGGCAAUCAUACGGCGCUCGCGUCAACAUUUCCACAAUCACCAUUUCGUCAAAAGACGAUUGCGUCAAAUUGAUACAAGAAGCCACAAAGUUGGCUCCAGUUGACGCAAUUUUCAACCUCGCUGUUGUCCUAAAGGACGAAUUAUUCGAAAACCAAACCGAAGAAAAUUUCCGGAUUUCUCUCACACCGAAAGCUUUCGCCACCAAAUAUCUGGACCAAGUCUCGAGAGAUUUGUGUCCGAAUUUGCGAUUUUUCGUCGUGUUUUCGUCCGUUUCCUGCGGACGUGGAAACAUAGGACAGAGCAAUUAUGGCAUGGCCAACUCGAUCAUGGAGCGAGUUUGCGAAAAAAGAAAAAGUGAAGGGUUUCCAGCCUUGGCCAUCCAAUGGGGAGCAAUUGGAGACGUCGGCCUUGUUGCCAAAAUGCAAAAAGACAACAAAGAACUAGUAAUUGGAGGAACUCUCCAACAGAAAAUCUCCAGCUGUCUUAACGUCAUGGACCGCUUCCUAAACCAAGACAAUCCAGUGGUUUCGUCAAUGGUUGUGGCAGAAAAACGCGAUAAGAGACUCGGCAGUGAAAGUGCCCUUGACGUUGUCGCCACUCUUUUAGGCAUCAAAGACAUGAAAACAAUCAGUCAACAAUCAACUUUAUCCGAACUUGGAAUGGACUCAAUGAUGGGAAACGAAAUUUUGCAAACACUCGAAAAAGAAUUCGAGAUUUUUAUCACACCCAAAGAAUUAAGAAACCUAACAAUUGCCAAGCUGAGUGAAUUAGGCAAGGAAGAAUCAAACAAAACCAAACAAGAGGAAAAAAAUGUCCAAACCGGAAUAAACCUAAUCCAAUUUAUUCCCGAAAAUACAACUGAACCUUUACUACAGUUGAAAAAUUGUCAUAACGGAACGAAAAUUUUUGUCAUGCCUGGAAUUGAAGGUGUUUUAAAAUUGCUAGAACCACUAGUCAAAAAUUUGGACGCACAAGUCUUAGGUUUACAAUACAUUGGGCAAAAUUCCAACACGAUACGAAAAAUAGCCCUGGAAUUACUACCAAUCGUCCAAAGCCAUUUACAAGCAAACGAACGAUUUUUCUUGAUUGGUUAUUCAGUUGGUGCGAUUGUAGCCCUUGAGUUAGCUUUACUCCUUGAAGAAAACCACCACACCGGUUCCAUUUUCCUAAUCGAUGGUUCUCCUCAUUACAUGCAGACACUUCUCCACCAAAUUGAUACCGAAAAUAAUCUCGAAACUACAAUCCUCUGUAGCACUUUAUCCCACUUAUUACCACACAGCGUUAUCCAAGAAAAUAAAGAAAAAAUCGCAAAUUGUAGCAACUUUGAGCAAAGAGUUGCCAUAGCUUUAGCACUAGUACCACGCGAAUCGCCAGCGUACCAAAAAAUGAAUCUCCAAGUUUUGGCAAAAGUUUACAAUAGAUGUAAAGCAGUUGCCAGUUAUACUUUUGCUGGGAAAAAAUUGAAAUCUACUGUGAAAUUGUACAAAGCUGAGACGCCAAUUGUUCACGUUGAUGAUUACAAAGUGGAUGAUUUUUGCGAGGGAAAAGUUGAGGUUUUGACGAUUCGUGGCGAUCAUGGCACGAUUCUGGGACAAGCUGAACUUUACAAAGAUAUUAAUAAAUUAAUUCGUUGUUGAAUAAUUUUUGUACGAAUAAAACCGAGUGUGAAAGAC